This is a messenger RNA of Olea europaea var. sylvestris, 1536 nucleotides long. Its product is annotated as hsp70 nucleotide exchange factor FES1-like. The record is from RefSeq and is a predicted model, not a curated record. The coding region runs from base 118 to 1254 and encodes 378 amino acids. Gene Ontology annotation, molecular function: protein binding. Lineage: Eukaryota; Viridiplantae; Streptophyta; Magnoliopsida; Lamiales; Oleaceae. The transcript is spliced from 7 exons.
GAUAUUGUAUAAUUCCUGGUUUUAGAAGAUAAUAUUUGAAUCUUCAAGUGAGUUCUUGAAACCCCGUUUCACUACUUUCCCAUUUAAAUCUUUGGCUUACUUUUGAUUAGAUAAGAAAUGGCUAAAGAGAGCCCUAACUGGGACGGUUUACUUAAAUGGAGUCUCUCUCACUCAGAUGGCACUGGUUCUGCUGGUAAUUUAAGUGAGGAGGAUAGGAGAUGGUUCAUGGAGGCUAUGCAAGCUCAGAGUGUUGAUGUUAUUAGAAGAAUGAAAGAGAUAACUCUUGUUAUGCAAACCCCAGAGCAGGUACUGCAGUCUCAGGGAGUAACUCCUCAAGAUAUUGAAGAUAUGUUGGAUGAGCUACAAGAGCACGUGGAGUCUAUUGACAAUGCCAAUGAUCUUCACUCCAUUGGUGGCUUAGUACCUCUCCUUGGCUACUUGAAGAAUUCCCAUGCUAUCAUCAGAGCUAAGGCUGCAGAAGUUGUAAGUACAAUUGUUCAGAACAACCCUAAGAGUCAACAAAUGGUCAUGGAAGCUAAUGGCCUAGAACCACUCUUGUCAAAUUUUACUUCAGAUCCUGAUGUUACCGUGCGCACCAAAGCGCUUGGUGCAAUCUCGUCUCUAAUUAGGCAUAACAGGCCUGGAAUUGCCGCCUUUCGCCUUGCAAAUGGUUAUGCAGCUCUUAGAGAUGCUUUAAGUUCUGAGAGUCAGAGAUUUCAGAGGAAAGCUCUUAACUUGAUCCAUUAUUUACUUCACGAGAAUCAUUCAGAUUGUGAUGUAGUUGCUGAGCUAGGAUUUCUGCGUAUUAUGAUGCACCUGGCUUCAAGUGAAGAUGCAGAAGUACGUGAAGGCGCACUCCAAGGCCUUCUUGAGCUAGCUCGCUACAGGUUAGGCAAGCAGGAUGCUCAUCCAAGUGAGGAAGAUGACAAACUGAAGCAAAUUUUACAAGAACGGAUUAAGGGGAUCAGCGAGAUGUCAGCUGAAGACCUAGGUGCUGCCCAAGAGGAAAGGCACCUUGUCGACUCCCUUUGGCUCGCCUGCUAUAAUGAACCAUCUUCUCUUCGAGAGAUGGGGCUUCUUGUUCUCCCUGGAGAAGAUGCUCUUCCACCAGAUGUAGCCAGUAAGCAUUUCGAGCCUCCUCUUAGAGCUUGGGGUGCAAACCGGAAUCCUGAUGCAAAAUCUAGUACCAAAAAGGAGGAAAAGGAGGCGCCAUUAUUACUUGGUCCAGGACCCUCAUCUGGCAGUGCUGCUUAAUGCAGCUAUGGGAGGAUAGUGGUCUAGUUUCUCUUUGCUCUUAUUCAAAUAUAUGGAUAAAAAUGUUUCUGUGGAAAUUUAGUCGUAUUGCUUAAAUGGAAGCUUUUUUUCCGGCUUCCCUUAAGCUCUUCCCUGAAAGUCCAGAUGAAUUUUUUCUUUUUCAGUUCUUCCUCAGUUUUGAUUAUCUGUUCUUUUGCUCUUUUGCACAUUAAGUGGAUGAUUAGAUGUGAUAUUGAAUUUACUGAACCAUUGAUGAGGUAUAUUGUUGUUUUCUUACACUUA